CGCCCCACAGAAGGAGGAGAGAUAUAAAAAUAGAGAUAUAAAAAUGAGUGUACAACUGAGACAGUUCAGUUUUAUCUUUUUACAGUGAACUGAGAGGACUUUGUGACUACGAUUCGAACCCAUCUGGCUCUGACUAUCUUCACUGUUCUUGACCCUGGACUUCCUCACUAUCUGAAAUAUUUCAGCAUCUCUUUGACCCCAGCCAUGCUCUCCUUUUCACCUGCACUCCCUCCCUUCCUGAGUCUCCUCCUCUUACUGUCACACCACUCACCUGUUCGCUCCUGUCGAACUGGGAGCGGCAGGAAAUGUGAGUCCGCUCCCUUCGUGCCGGGCUACGACCUGGCGGGGGAGGGCUUCGAUGUGGUCAGCCUGCAGCGAAAAGGAGCCUACAUGGUCGAUGUGAGGACCUACCUCACCCCAAGAGGCACCUGUACUCUCUGUCGCAACCCUCUGCAAGGCAACAUGCUGCAGAAACUGCCAGUGUCUGCAGUGGAUUGGCACGCGUUCAGCCGAUGCGAUGUUAAAAUUGAGCAAAGUGAACACAACACCGUCAGUUUGCUUAUUACGAAAUACACUUCUCAGGAGAGCAGCACCUGGGAGUCUGGCCUAGAUUUACAGGAGAAUGUGACGGCACACCUGACGCUGGGAGGAUCAUGCUCCUCUGCUUGUAAGUUUGCUACAGAAAGGAGCAAAGAGGACCGCUACACCUUCAGCCUACACAAAAUCACCUGCAGCCAUUACAGGAGUUACCGUGUGCCAACCAAACCAAUCCUCAGCACUGAGUUCAGCAGGGAUCUGGAUCUGCUGCCCACUAGCUACAGGCCCUACACCAAGGCCCAGUACAGACGGCUCAUAGAGACCUACGGCACACAUUAUAUCUACAAGGUUUAUCUUGGGGGCCGACUGAGGCGAGUCACAGCUGCACGCACCUGUUUGUCCUCCCUGAAUCGGUUCUCUUCGUUAGAGAUGAACGAAUGCUUAUCGAUGGGUAUCAGUGUAGGCCUGGGGAAGAUCAGUUUAUCCAGUCUCAGCAAGUCUUGCAGAGAAUUCCUCCAGAACCGGGACGUCACAACUUCGUACAGGUCGGGUCUCCACCAACACCACACAGAGGUGAUAGGAGGCAGAGGUUGGGUGGGGGAGUUUGCAAUCGAUCGUAACGACUCCCUGGGAUACCUGAAUUGGAUGAAAACUCUCAAGGAUCAUCCUGAUGUUGUUGAGUACUUCCUGAUACCGCUGCAUGAACUUGCACCAAAAAGGCCACAGCUGAAGCAGGCCAUUGAGGACUACAUAAAAGACAAUGGUGUAAGGAGGCCAAACAGCCAGAUGUCCUGCGGGAGCGGCAUCCCUAACCUGGAUUCCCAGUGCUGUCCUCAGCAGGCCUGGAGGGGAACACUGGUAGUGACCAACAUCCAAGGCUGGGGUCUGUGUGGAGAUUUUUUCAGCACGACUGAGGCGUAUGCUAAAGUGUACUACGGUGACAUCAGCCACACGACUAAUGUGAUCUAUUCAAAUGAUCCUAACUGGAAUGAACACUUGACAUUCGGCAAGGUGGACACAAACUUAUGGUUGACGGUCCAGAUCUGGGACCAGGAUGAGUUUUACGAUGACCUCUUGGGAUCAUGUUGGAUGGACCUGAGCCAGGGGACACAAAGCUUCACCUGCAAGGUGGAUGGAGGCGGCUUCGAGGUCCAGUACACUCUUACCUGUGACUAUCACCUGACUGGAGAGAAGUGUGACCAGUACAAACCAUCUCCAAUGUGAGAAAUGCAUUCUGGGUGUGAUAUUAGAUCUGAUUACUUUCUUUAAUUUCUCACCAAACAUAAAAAAAUAUAUAGUUUCACUGAAUAUAAUCAAAGAGCACAUGAAAUUGAAAAACUUAUAAAGAUAAAAAAAAAACAGGCUCCUGAUUUGUGUCUGUUUUACUAACAAUCUGAUUCAGUAGCUGAUCACUGUUAAACCAUUUAUUAUGAGACGAUUUAGGACUGAUAGUCGGUUUGUAUCCUGUUUUGAAUUUUUUGAAUUUAGUUCUGUCAAAUCCUUCUAAUGUCUACAGUAAGAACGACAUGUUUGUCUACUAAAACACGAACUCUUGUCUUCAAGUGUCUUCACGUACCGAAAAUAAAUAUUUUAGUUUGGAUUUUA
Molecule: messenger RNA, 2142 nt
Organism: Seriola aureovittata
Lineage: Eukaryota; Metazoa; Chordata; Actinopteri; Carangiformes; Carangidae
Product: perforin-1-like
Exons: 11
Coding region: 205-1761 (518 amino acids)
Source: RefSeq, a predicted model, not a curated record